GUUGCUCUAGAGGGUGCAGCGUAAAAGAAGAAAUAAUGACAUCAAUAACCGAUCGGGAGUUCGUGGAUCCCGGUACGCUAAGAAGUUUCGCGAGUUCCGAAGUGGCGUUCUGUGUUGACGAGGAUGAGGGUGGCGGUGAAAGCGACGAUGCGAAACCCGAGGACCUAUCAGAGAAUUCCGUUGCGCCGGACGAUGGUUCCGUAGCGCCGGACGAUGGUUCCGUACUGCAAUCGACCCCAGUGAACGGACCGCCACCGAGUCACGAAGCUAGUCUCCCGUCUGCGAUAAAAAGUUUGCCAGUGGACGAUAUCGGGAUCGUCAAUCUCCCUAAGAGAGCGCAGAAGAGCAAGAGCAUAUUCUCCAGAUUGUCAUCCAUAGCAGAGAAAUCCUUCAGCUCACCUCUAAGGACGAAACGCACGCCCUCGGACAUCAUAGAAGAACCCGAUCUCGAAACGGUUCCUUUCGACGAGAACAACAACACCAUGGGGAGUCUCGACAGCCACCCACGCACUCCGCCUGGAGACGGGACGACGCUACCCGAGAGUCACUGUGGAUGCACCGAAUGCAAGGAAGCAGUGGCUCAGGACCGGGUUGCGUUUUGUGAGCGAGCGAGUGAAAUAUCAUGUUCGUUGGCGAGUCUCACAACGACCCACAACAGUCCCCGAGCUACGAAAGAGCCUUUCGGAAAAUUCCCUGUCAGCGAUGAAGAAGACAAUGAUGAUGCAAAUACGAGUAUUCUCUGCGAAGAGAAACCAGAGCGGAACCCCAGGAUCAGUGACGGCGUUCAACGACUCUCGAAAUUUUUGCACUCUACGGUGAGAGCAGGUCGAAAGUCAAUCAGCAAAAGCAAUAGCAGGAGCGGGUUCGAUUCUGAAACAUCUUCGAAUACGAUUGGCGCUCGAUCCUGCCGAACAUUCCACGGAGAAGAUUCACGGUCCAUCCGAGAAAACGUUUUCCUCUCGAGAUGUUUGAGGAAACUGGCUUCUGCGGUCUCAAUCCAUCGUUACAGCCACGAAACAGGAUCAAUUAAGACCGAUAUCGAUGACGGUAGUAUCGAUAACGAUCAAAUCAGCGUUUCGAAUAAUUCCUUGAUGUUUGUCCUGCUAUCGCCUAAACCAGGCGAAGUCGAGUUCGACCACCUGAUUUGGGGCAGCGGUGACGAUAACGGCUCCCAGAAGGUGCCGAGAGAUCCGGCUCUGAGGAGUGUUCUUGAAGAACUGCGGAGCAUAAUGCUGACUCAGGAAGUUGUCGUCAAGCAAGCGUCGAAAGCUCUCGAUGAGUGCAGCAGCCUCGUGAGGAAGCAAGCCGAUGGAAUUAUUUUCGCCGAGCAGCUGCUCAAUAUCGCGUCUCAAAGCUACUUUUCGGCUGAGCGCGAACUCCAUCGUCUUCUAGACGGCGGGGUAUUCGAGCCUCAGAAGGACCAUGUUGCGCUCGAGAAAAUUAGCUUCCAACUUCCAGAGUUCAGAUCGCCGAUUAAUCUCCUGCAGUCCUAUUUCCUCGUUCUCGUAAAAUGCGGUCACCGACUCAGAUCGAGCGAGCUCAUUUGUGUCGCUUCUCUGAGAGAGCGAUGGCUAACCGUGGAGAAUUGGAAACGCUACACCGAGGAUAAGGAUCAAAACACGGACUGCGUCUUCGAGUUUAACCGGCCCGACUGGAGAAUUGACAUCGAAGUCUAUUUUGUUUGUAAACGAAGACGAGCCAGUCUUGCCUCUUUGGAUCGAAUCGCCCGCCUGAUGGACAAUCGAGGCCCACCGUCGCGGGAGAUGGGAUCCAAUCGAAACGUUGAAGUGCGGAAAAGCUCCUUCGGGCUCCUGGGGAAAGCCACGCUCUCCAAGGAAGACAUCAUCGAAAAAAGCGCCGUCUACCUCACGCAAUCCCAUGGAUAUGCACCUUUCCGGAGUCAGAUAUUCUUCGAGGGAAAGGCUUUCGUUCACUCAAGAGUAUCCUACGAAGCUUACUUGAUCGUGAAAGAUUUCAAUGGGAGGUUCGGCUCGAAAGGUCAGAUGAGAACAUUCUCUGCGAGGCUCUCCAAUCAGCGACUGGACUUCUUCGAGAGAUAUGACAACUCCGACGAGAAGGCGGAACCAAGGGAGACGAUUUUGCUCAACGAUAUCCCCGAAGAGAGCGUCGUCGUAGACAAUGAUGACUGCACCUACUUCUAUGACUUCACGCUGAAACUCAAUGAAUCGAAAGAAUCGUGGCUUCAUUUGUGCACGAAUUCCCGCGAGGACACCGACCUGUGGAUUGAUCAGUUAAGAUUAGCGCUCCGCGAGCCAAGCGUCACAGAUCUGCAAUCUCUCUCAUCCCGCCCAGAUGCGACUGUUCCCGUCAGACACUUCCAAUCAGACUUCUUGGAGUGA
Molecule: messenger RNA, 2360 nt
Organism: Galendromus occidentalis (western predatory mite)
Lineage: Eukaryota; Metazoa; Arthropoda; Arachnida; Mesostigmata; Phytoseiidae
Exons: 12
Coding region: 36-2360 (774 amino acids)
Source: RefSeq, a predicted model, not a curated record